AGGAAAGACUUGCAGUCUCCCUGAGCCCAAGGUAAAGGUGAGCAGCCGGCACAAUGGAGGAAGAUGGAAAAGGGCAGCAAAAGCCCAAAGGGCAGAAAACUGGAAUUAAAAAGUUUUUCGUCACUGAGUCCUCUCCAACAAAGAAAGUACCGACACUAUGUGGAACAAACUAUCCGUUGAGCAUAGUUUUCAUUAUUGUCAACGAGUUCUGCGAACGAUUUUCCUAUUAUGGCAUGAAAGCUGUUCUCACCUUGUACUUUCUGAAUUAUCUUCACUGGGAUGAGAAUCUGUCUACCACAAUUUACCAUGCCUUCAGUGGUCUCUGCUAUUUCACUCCCAUUAUUGGGGCUCCCAUUGCUGAUGCUUGGCUUGGAAAAUUCAAUACCAUCUUUUGGCUGUCUAUUCUGUACGUGAUUGGUCACAUUAUAAAAUCCGUGGGGGCUAUUCCAACCAUAGGAGGAACAGAGCUUCAUGUGGCCCUAUCCAUGAUUGGUCUGGUUGCCAUUGCUGUUGGCACAGGAGGCAUUAAACCCUGUGUAUCAGCCUUCGGAGGAGAUCAAUUUUCUGAAGAACAUGCAAAAGAAAGAACUAAAUUUUUCUCUAUCUUCUACAUUUCCAUCAAUGCCGGGAGUCUUAUCUCAACCUUAGUGACUCCUGUACUCAGAGGAGGUGUUCAGUGCUUUGGAGAUGACUGCUAUGCACUUGCGUUUGGAGUUCCAGCCGCGUUAAUGGCAUUUGCCCUCAUUGUGUUUGUCGGAGGUAGUCCUAUGUACAAGAAAUAUCCACCGCAAGGAAAUAUUUUAUCUUCUGUCUUCAAAUGUAUUGGAUUUGCACUGAAGAAUCGUUGGCGUCAUCGCUCUAAGCAGUAUCCCAAAAGAAAACACUGGAUGGAUUGGGCCAGUGAGAAAUAUUCUAAAAAACUAAUUACAGAGGUGAAAAUGGUCACUAGUGUCUUGUUCCUGUAUAUUCCGUUACCCAUGUUCUGGGCUCUCUUUGACCAGCAGGGUUCCAGGUGGACUUUGCAAGCAACACGCAUGAACUCAGAUUUUGGAGGAUUUGUCAUUCAACCAGACCAGAUGCAGAUUAUGAACCCACUGAUGAUCCUGAUUCUUAUUCCAAUUUUUGAUCUUGGGAUUUAUCCACUCAUUAAACUUUGCAAAAUCAAUUUUAAGCCUUGUCCAAAGAUGGCACUGGGCAUGGUGGUGGCAGCUUUAGCCUUUGCAGUGGCAGCAGUUGUUGAAAUCAAAGCAAAUGAAACAGUCCCCCCAACCAUAAAAGGAAAUGAAAGUUACCUGCAGGUUGUGAACUUUGCAAGCUUAAGCGUCAAAGCUAAUAUUCCAGGACAUGAAGUAAUUACACAACCUAGCUUGACUGGGGAGAACCGCCAGGAUCCUGAUUACGUAAAAUUAAAUCUUCCUAAUGCGCAUUCCAGUUUAAGUAUUACGCUGGAAUACGAGGGGGGAUCUUCAACUUGCCAGGUUCAUCUUCACCAAAAAUCCAAUUUCAGCUUACUGGUUUAUCAAAAUAGCACUAAUCACUGGCUAUGCAAAUUGGUUGAAGAUGAAAGAAAAAAACCGUCCAACGGAUUGGCAUCUGUAAGGUUUAUUAAUACACUAGGUGUGGCAAUCAAUGCUACUGUUGGAAGUGAAACAGUCACUGCUGAAGCGAACUUUGGUGUGUCAAAAACGUUAACGCAAAAAAGAGGAACUAAUACAGCUAAAGUUCUCCUGCUAGAUGAUUUAAACGAAUAUGAUGUUGAUCUUGAGUUACUGGAUUUUGGAGGUGCCUACACAUUCAUUCUUACAGAGGUAUCUGGCGAUACACUUAAUGCAGUAAAGGUCGAGGAUGUUACAGCCAACAAUUUCCACAUUGCCUGGCAGAUACCGCAGUAUGUUCUGCUUAGUGCUGGAGAGGUCAUGUAUUCAAUCACUGGCCUAGAGUUCUCAUAUUCACAGGCUCCAGCCAGCAUGAAGUCUGUUCUAACAGCAGGAUGGCUCCUCACUAUUGCUGUUGGGAAUGUUAUUGUGCUAAUUGUUGCUCAGGCUGGAUCUAUGGAACAGUGGGCUGAGUUUGUCCUGUUUGGUGCCCUUCUGAUUGCUGUUAGCAUCAUUUUCUCCAUCAUGGCUUACUUUUAUGUCCCCACCAAUCCUGAUGACCUUCUUGAAGAGGAUGAGAAGAGUGAGAAGAAAAAACUGCCGGACGACUUCAAAGAAAUGCCGAGUGACAUCAAGAAAGUGCCAGUUGAUAUCAUACAAGCGCCAAGUGAUAAACAGAUAGAAAUAGCCCUGGAGGAAAAGAAGACAAAGAUCUAAAACGUAUAAACACACAGAGGAGUUAACUGUGAUUGAAAAUAAGCUAUGCACAUUAGAAUGGACUGCCUGUUGUUGAAGAUCAUAUCUGUGAACAAAUAAAUUCCUUGGACCAAAUUGACACCUUUGAAACAAAUUGAAAUGUUUGUCUCAUAGCAAAUGCAUAAAUGGUUUUAUGAUAUGUUCCAAAAUCAUGCCUUGCACUUGUAUAUUGUACAGCUUUGUGAAAUAUGUUAUUAGUUUUCCCUGUUAUAUUUCAAACCCUUAAUACAUUGUCUCUA
Messenger RNA from Bombina bombina (fire-bellied toad), 2590 nucleotides. RefSeq names its product solute carrier family 15 member 2 (gene SLC15A2). Gene Ontology annotation, molecular function: dipeptide transmembrane transporter activity. Bases 54 to 2312 code for a protein of 752 amino acids. Lineage: Eukaryota; Metazoa; Chordata; Amphibia; Anura; Bombinatoridae. Gene Ontology annotation, cellular component: membrane. The record is from RefSeq and is a predicted model, not a curated record. Gene Ontology annotation, biological process: transmembrane transport; oligopeptide transport. The transcript has 23 exons.